CCCUCCCCAGGGGAGGGCCCAGGCUCGGCCUUAAAACCGGGAGCAGGUCCCGGCGAGCGGGGGCGACGGGGGCGAGGAUGGGCGUGCUGGGCUGGCUCGUGGCCUCCGCGCUCUGCGCCGCCGUGCGGGGACGGGACCAGGGGCUCUCCCGGCCGCUGCCCCACUUCGGAUCCAUCUACCACGUCAGAGGGGUCAUCAACCUGCCCUACGCGGAGAUCGAGGAGCCCUUCGAAGCCUGGUACAACCUGACGGGGAACAAGAGCCGGAUCCAGUACUAUGGGGGGCAGGUGAUAACGUACCAGCUGGCGGGGGUGAAGCCCUACGGGAUGCAGUACAAAAUCACUCCCGAGACCACCGAGAAGGAGGUGAACGCCAGGAAAUGCUUCCAGCUGCCCGGCUCCAAGGAGGACGUGGUCAGGAUCCAGAGCGUCUUCCCCAGCCUGGAGGGCUUCAAGUUCCUGCGGGAGGAGUACUACCAGGGCCGGUACUGCGCCGUGUGGCAGAACGUCACCCUCUGGGCGCAGAAGAAGAACGUCUACACCCUGUGGGUCACCAACUCCAGCUGCGGGGUGGCCCCCGUCCACUACGAGAUGCGGGGCUACAACAGCCUGCUGGGCUCCCACUACGACAAAUACGAAAUCUCCUACACCGACUUCGACAACAGCUUCCCCUCCUCCGUCUUCGACAUCCCCGUGAACGAGACGAAGAAAUGCGGGCUCCUGCCGGGGAGCACAGCGGAGCACCGGGUGCUGGCCAACCCCAUGGAGGACCUGGUGGGGCGGCACCAGCCGCGGGCGCACGAGGUUUUCCACCACUACCGGCGGCGUUUUGGGCGGCGCUACGGCUCGGCGCGGGAGCUGGAGCACCGGCAGCACGUCUUCGUGCACAACAUGAGGUUCGUGCACUCCAAGAACCGCGCCGCGCUCUCCUACACGCUGGCACUGAACCACCUGGCCGACCGCACGCCCCAGGAGCUGGCGGCACUGCGGGGCCGUCGCCAGCGGGGCCCCAACCACGGGCUGCCCUUCCCUGCCGAGCGCUACGCCGGCCUCAUCCUGCCCGAGAGCCUCGACUGGAGGAUGUACGGCGCGGUGACCCCCGUGAAGGACCAGGCUGUCUGCGGCUCCUGCUGGAGCUUCGCCACCACGGGUGCCAUGGAGGGUGCCCUCUUCCUCAAGACCGGCGUGCUGACCCCGCUGUCCCAGCAAGUCCUCAUCGACUGCUCCUGGGGCUUUGGGAACUACGCGUGCGACGGGGGCGAGGAGUGGCGAGCCUACGAGUGGAUCAAGAAGCACGGCGGCAUCGCCAGCACCGAGUCCUACGGCAGCUACAAGGGGCAGAACGGGCUGUGCCACUACAACCAGUCUGAGAUGCUGGCCAAGAUCACGGGCUACGUCAACGUCACCUCGGGCAACAUCACGGCGGUGAAAGCUGCCAUCUACAAGCACGGCCCCGUGGCCGUCAGCAUCGACGCCUCGCACAGGACCUUCUCCUUCUACUCCAACGGCGUCUACUACGAGCCCAAGUGCGCGAACAAGCCGGGGGAGCUGGACCACGCGGUGCUGGCCGUGGGCUACGGGGUGCUGCAGGGGGAGACCUACUGGCUCAUCAAGAACUCCUGGUCCACCUACUGGGGCAACGACGGCUACAUCCUCAUGGCCAUGAAGGACAACAACUGCGGGGUGGCCACCGAGGCCACCUACCCCAUCCUGGCCUGAUGGCACUUGCCAGCUCUGCGGGGGGAACCUGCGGGCACCCAGCCCCGAGCAGAGCCUUCGAUGUGACCCGGGGUGCGGGAGGGAGGUGGGGACCUGGGGGGACCCCCACGGUGCAGGAGGAAAAUCGGACGUGGAACAAGAUGGGAACGUGGUGGGACAGGGCUGCUGGGAAAUCAGCCGUGGGCUUGCCAAUAAAGACCCCAGAAAAAAUAAA
This is a messenger RNA of Anas platyrhynchos (mallard), 1932 nucleotides long. RefSeq names its product digestive cysteine proteinase 1. Lineage: Eukaryota; Metazoa; Chordata; Aves; Anseriformes; Anatidae. Gene Ontology annotation, biological process: proteolysis. The record is from RefSeq and is a predicted model, not a curated record. Gene Ontology annotation, molecular function: cysteine-type peptidase activity.